AUGGCCUCCGUACAAAUCCUUGACGGUGGUCUGGGAACUUCUCUGCAGGACAAAUAUGGCGUGAACUUCUCCAGCGCAGACACACCUCUCUGGGCCUCCCACCUCCUGGUCUCAAACCCCGAAACGCUGAAAGCCUGUCAAUCCGACUUUGGUGAGGCAGGCGUGGACAUCCUCUUAACUGCGACUUAUCAAAUCUACACUGGAGGGUUUCAAAACACAAAGACGGCCGAAUUCCCAGAAGGGAUCCCGGCGUCUGAGGUUGGUCGAUUCCUGCGGACAGCCGUGGAGGUCGCGGAAAUUUCGAAAGUGCGCGAUUCAGCAAAGAUAGCUUUGAGCCUUGGACCUUAUGGUGCUUGUAUGAUUCCCGGACAGGAGUACGGGGGUGUUUAUGAUGCAGAGCACGAUGAUGAGGAAAACCUUUAUCGGUGGCAUUUGGAGAGAUUGCGGUUGUUUCAGAAUGUCGAAGGGGAGGAUUUGACCUCGCGGAUUCAAUAUGUUGCUUUUGAGACAUUGCCGCGGUUGGAUGAAGUGCGUGCGGUGCGGAGGGCAAUUCAUGACUCGGGAAUCACGGCGCCCUUUUGGAUCGCCUGUGUAUUUCCUAGGGAGGAUGAGUGCCUUCCCGAUGGGAGCAGUGUCGAACAGGUUGUUGAGGCGUCAAUUGCCCCGAUGGAAGGAGCCCUUGUGCCUUUGGGAAUCGGUAUGAACUGCACGAAAGUUCAUAAGCUCUCGGGGUUGGUCGACAAAUUCGGGGCCUGUGUGAAGGAUGCAAUUGCUACGGGUCUUGCCUCGGCGGUUCCGAGUCUCAUCCUGUACCCAGAUGGAACGAAUGGAGAGGUUUAUAAUACUACGACGCAAACUUGGGAGAGGCCAGAGGGACAGGGUGAUAAUCAGGAUGUUCGCCCCUGGGAAGUCCAACUUGCGCAGGUUGUUAGCGAUGCCAAUGCAAAGGGCCCCUUCCAGCAUUUCAUCGUAGGCGGCUGCUGCAAAGCCUCGCACAAGGAUAUCAAGAAGCUUCGGGAGCAGUUUACCGCUGCAUGA
Messenger RNA from Penicillium cosmopolitanum, 1038 nucleotides. Its product is annotated as homocysteine S-methyltransferase family protein. Gene Ontology annotation, molecular function: S-adenosylmethionine-homocysteine S-methyltransferase activity. The record is from RefSeq and is a predicted model, not a curated record. NCBI's taxonomy places the organism in Eukaryota, Fungi, Ascomycota, Eurotiomycetes, Eurotiales, Aspergillaceae. Bases 1 to 1038 code for a protein of 345 amino acids. The transcript is spliced from 2 exons. Gene Ontology annotation, biological process: S-methylmethionine cycle.